Staurois parvus is the source of this 328-nucleotide messenger RNA. The record is from the annotation of a GenBank genome assembly. Lineage: Eukaryota; Metazoa; Chordata; Amphibia; Anura; Ranidae.
UGGGCACAGGUGGGUGGCACUGGUGGGUACAGGUGGGUGGCACUGCUGGGCACAGGUAGGUGGCACUUCUGGGCACAGGUGGGUGCACUGCUGGGCACAGGUGGGUGCACUGCUGGGCACAGGUGGGCGGAGCUAGUGGGCGCACUGCUGGGCACAGGUGGGCGGAACUUGUGGGUGGCACUGCUGGGCACCGAUCAUCAGGGCACUGAUCAUCAGUGGCCCUGAUGAUCGGUGCCGAUCCUCGCUCUGACAACUGCCGGUUCUCGGCAGUACUUUCCUCACGAUCUGAUAGUGUGAGGAAAGUGCAGCCGAGAACCGGCACUUGCAU